AUGUCUUCGCAGGCGUCGUUAUUCGAGUUGCUACCGAAUGAGCUGAUCGAUCAGAUCGUCCGCAACCUCUCUUCUGAUCCUCCUUCGCCCAUCCGAUUCGACCACCCCCCGAACUCUUGUAUCGUCAGGAGUGCCAGACGCGACCUGAAGAACUUAUCGCGGACAUCAUCGCGUUUCCUCGAUGUGAUACGACCGCGGCUUUUCGCUCAUUCCUGUUUUGAUCUCAAUGAUGCAGAGGGGUUCCUCAAGUUCAUCAAAGACUGGGAUUUGGGUCGAUGUGUGACAUCGAUCGUGGUGAGGGGUCAUGUCUCUCCAGACAGCGAAGAUGACCCCUUCUGGUGGCGCAGGGUUCUCCACGAACUCAAUCCUCGGCGCAUCACUCUCCUGGCACCCCCAUCUUUUAUUGGAGCAACCCUUGGUACCAGCAUCAUGGAUGGGCAUAACUGGGCUUUCCAAAUACCCCUUCAAGCUCUGCAGCUAGAGCAGGAAGAACCGCAGGAGACGCCUUCAUCUUCCCAAGUUGAAGCUUGUUCCAGUCUCUUGUCAGCUCGGACAUGGUCAUCAUUGCUCUUCAACGAGGCAUCAUCGUUGAAGGCUUAUAAUCAUUACGAGUAUUUUCUUUUCCAGGUACCCUCGGUAUUCAAUCGCUGGGGCUCGCUGGCGCCUGUACGGAACCACCCGGAGGGUGUUCCCUUGUCCCUUUCGCUCAACAAGUUGACAUCAUUCCGAUAUACCGCAGUGUUUCCAUUCUAUAAUCACGUCAAGCUAGUGCUGGACGCUGUAACGUUGAUGACAAAUCUACGAUCACUAAGUGUUCAGCUGGCGCCUUGUUCGGAUGACAAGGUCAUCGAGUUGGAGCAGAGGGGCUCGAUGGAUCCAAGCGAUCCCUGGAUGGAACUUGCGACGGGUUAUACCCUGAUUGCGCACGCUGUCCGGGAUAUGGGAAGCAGAGCCAAACUCCUCUGUUUCUGUGCCUCCGACUAUACAUGUGACGCCCUUCGGCCCGAAUUGUCUACCAUCUUAGGGGAUGUGCUUGACCAUAGCGAAUGGGUUCAUGAUGGAUAUGGAACGUGGACCAAGGGGACCAAGGGGACAAAACUGAAAUUAGGGGGUCUUUAA
Molecule: messenger RNA, 1119 nt
Organism: Aspergillus clavatus NRRL 1
Lineage: Eukaryota; Fungi; Ascomycota; Eurotiomycetes; Eurotiales; Aspergillaceae
Product: F-box domain protein
Exons: 1
Coding region: 1-1119 (372 amino acids)
Source: RefSeq, a predicted model, not a curated record